AUUCUGUGGGAGUGAGGGGCACCGUGACAGCAAAGCCUGCGUUUCGAACGCGUCCGCGGCGUGCCGAGCCCACAGUGAACUUGAGGACCGUGCCCGCUGAUCUUCGCUCCGUCCCAUUUGCCGGUCGCUCUCAGCACGCGCUAGAGGUUCAAGCUCCUGUCUUGUCUAUUCAACGAAACCACCAUGUCCAACUACCACAAACUGGAGUCGAAAACCGUGCAGGAGCUGAAGGACCUGGCUAACAAGCUCCGCAUUCACUCCAUCACCUCCACCAAUGUCACCAAGUCAGGACACCCCACGACAUGCGCCUCCAUGGCCGAGAUCAUGUCCGUGCUCUUCUUCCACACCAUGAGGUACAAGGUGUCCGAGCCCCGCGAUGCCUCCAGCGACCGCUUCAUCCUCUCCAAGGGCCACGCCGCCCCCAUCCUGUACGCCGCCUGGGCCGAGGCUGGACUUUUCCCCACCUCUGACCUGAUGAACCUGCGCAAGAUCGACAGCGACCUGGAGGGUCACCCCACCCCUCGUCUGAACUUCAUCGAUGUGGGCACUGGCUCCCUUGGUCAGGGUCUCUCCAUUGCCUGUGGUAUGGCCUACGUUGGAAAGUACAUCGACAAGGCUUCCUACAGGGUGUACUGUCUGCUGGGUGAUGGUGAGAGCGCUGAGGGCUCUGUCUGGGAGGCCAUGAACUUCGCCAGCUACUACAAGCUCGACAACCUGUGCAUGAUCAUUGAUGUCAACCGCCUUGGACAGUCUGAGCCCACAUCUCUUGGUCACAACAUGGAGACCUACCGCAAGCGUGCUGAUGCUUUCGGCUUCAACUCUCUGGUGAUUGAUGGCCACGAUAUUGAGGAGGUUGCCAAGGCUUUCCAUGAAGCUGCCAGUACCAAGGACAGGCCCACCUGUCUUCUGGCCAAGACCCUGAAGGGCAAGGGCUUCCCAGACAUCGAAGACAAGGAGAAGUGGCACGGAACUGUUCUUGGCGCCAAGUCUGAUGCCGUCAUCGCUCACGUUCAGAAGCAAAUCAAGAACACUGGUGCUGCUCUGUUGAAGCCCCAGAAGCCCUUGAAGGAUGACGCACCUGCUGUCAACCUGACUGUCAAGCUUUCAUCUCCCCCUGCUUACAAGUUGGGCGAUGCUAUUGCCACCCGUGAAGCGUAUGGUACCGCUCUUGUGAAGAUUGGCAAGAACAACCCACGAGUCAUUGCUCUUGAUGGUGACACCAAGAACUCAACCUUCUCUGAGAAGCUGAAGCUUGAGAAUGCUGCUCAGUACAUUGAAUGUUUCAUCGCUGAGCAGAACCUUGUUGGCGUUGGUAUUGGAGCUGCCUGCCGCAACCGUGUCAUUUCCUUCGUGUCCACCUUUGCCACCUUCUUCACUCGUGCUUUCGACCAGAUUCGUAUGGGUGCCAUUUCUCAGACCAACUGCAACUUUGUUGGAUCUCACUGCGGUGUCAGCAUUGGUGAGGAUGGUCCCAGCCAGAUGGCUCUUGAAGAUCUUGCCAUGUUCCGUUCCAUCCCCACAGCCACCGUGUUCUACCCCUCUGAUGCUGUGAGUACUGAGCGUGCCAUUGAGUUGGCUGCCAACACCACUGGCAUCACCUUCACCAGAACCUCCCGCCCCAAGUCUGCUGUCAUCUACUCCAACGACGAGACCUUCCAGGUUGGAAAGGCCAAGAUUGUCAAGAAGUCCGACAAGGACCAGGUUCUCCUUAUUGGUGCAGCUGUGACCCUCUACGAAGCUCUGAAGGCUGCUGAUGUGCUGGCCAAGUCUGGCAUUCAUGCUCGUGUGAUGGAUCCCUUCACCAUCAAGCCCAUUGAUGUUGAGGCUAUUGUCAAGAACGCCAAGGAAUGCGGAGGCCGCAUUGUCACCGUUGAAGAUCACUACCCUGAGGGUGGUAUUGGUGAGGCUGUUAUGUCUGCUGUUGCUGAGCACCGUGACAUUGUUGUGCGCAAGCUGGCUGUCCCCAGAGUACCCCGCUCUGGUCCCUCUGAUGUCUUGCUCGAUAUGUUCGGCAUCAGUGCUAACCACAUUGUUAAGGCUGUUCAAGAUGUUCUUAAGCUUUAAAGUGUUGUUGUAUUCAUUCCAUUAUGUACAAAUAGUUGUUACCAUUUCUGAAACUGUUAACUUAUAAAGUUGUGAAGCUGUGACUUAUUUUAUUGCAACUUUAGGUUUGAAUGAUUUGUUGGAGUGCAUAAAUUUUGUUUUUACAUUAAACUCUGCUCUUUUGGUUUUGUGAAUCUGUUCAGGUGUUCAAUAAACACGCUGCAUUUUUUAAA
Molecule: messenger RNA, 2276 nt
Organism: Thrips palmi
Lineage: Eukaryota; Metazoa; Arthropoda; Insecta; Thysanoptera; Thripidae
Product: transketolase-like protein 2
Exons: 2
Coding region: 184-2064 (626 amino acids)
Molecular function (GO): transketolase activity; thiamine pyrophosphate binding
Source: RefSeq, a predicted model, not a curated record